AGCGCGAGAAGCUAGCCGAUCUUUGAACUCAGCCGUCCUCCACACCUGCAAAACCAAAGGAAUUGAGCAAGGAAGUACGUAGCUAGGCAGAUAUCAUCGGAGGCACGCACGCACGCACGAUGGCCACCAUCUCUUCUUGCAGCCGCCUGUGCGGCGGCGGCGGCGGCAGCAGCACCGCCUUCCACCGCCGCCGCAGCCGGCCCGCGCGGGCCGCGCGGGCCGCCGUCGUCACCUGCCGGAGGUUCUCGGCCGUCGUCCGCGCGGCCGCGGCCGCCUCUGCCACCGCCGCGGCGCCCGUGUCCGUCGUGCCACAGAGCAAGGAGGUGAAGCUUCCGACGUGGGCGGAGUUCGAGCUGGGGAAGGCGCCGGUGUACUGGAAGACCACCAACGGCCUUCCUCCAGCCCCGGGAGAGGGCCUGAAGAUAUUCUACAACCCAGGGACGAGCAAGCUGACACCCAACGAGCAGUUCGGCAUCGCGUUUAACGGGGGCUUUAACCAGCCGAUCAUGUGCGGCGGCGAGCCGAGGCAGAUGACGCUGCAGGAGAGGGGGAAAGCCUGCCCCCCCAUCUACACCAUCAGGAUCCGGGUGCCGCAGCAUGCCAUGUCUCUGGUUUUCUCCUUCACCAACGGAAAUGAAUGGGACGGGGCAUACACCCUCAAGUUCAAGGUUCCCAAGCCAUGGCUCGACAAGCCUCUGAGCUUCUUCAACGAGGGGCUGGCUGACGAGCUCAACAUGGAGGGCGCCUGCGACAGGGCCAUCUUCCCGGAUGAGAACAUCGUCAUCACAAGCUGCGACAUCGGCGGCUUCUACGAGGAGGGGGGAGACCGGUGCAAGCUGGACAUCGUGAGCGGGUGCAUGGACCCGACCUCGCACAUGUUCGACCCGCUGGCCACCAUCGACGACGGCUCCUGCCCGCUGGACUCUGAUACGGAGGAGUGACCACCACCAAGACGACAUGAGCAGCAGCUUCACAAUAUGUACUCAUAAGACGAGGAGAGGAGAGCCACAAUUGGUCGAUGUGCGCGCCCUCCUCUCUCGUUUAUAUACUUGUAAAAAGGGAAUGGUUGUGAUACGAUUAAAGGAAGAAGGAUAGUACGACAGUGCGCACUAGGUGGACACGAGCGUUUCGCUGGAAACAUGGAUGCAUGACAUGUGCUGAUUCUAUCUCUGAAACAAAUGUACAUGGAAGGAAAAACAGCAUAGUACCUGUUUUGUAA
This is a messenger RNA of Triticum urartu, 1219 nucleotides long. RefSeq names its product post-illumination chlorophyll fluorescence increase (gene PIFI). Gene Ontology annotation, biological process: chlororespiration. The record is from RefSeq and is a predicted model, not a curated record. Gene Ontology annotation, cellular component: thylakoid; chloroplast stroma. Lineage: Eukaryota; Viridiplantae; Streptophyta; Magnoliopsida; Poales; Poaceae.